This is a messenger RNA of Teleopsis dalmanni, 3133 nucleotides long. Its product is annotated as zinc finger protein 614-like. Bases 140 to 2410 code for a protein of 756 amino acids. The record is from RefSeq and is a predicted model, not a curated record. Gene Ontology annotation, cellular component: nucleus. Gene Ontology annotation, molecular function: RNA polymerase II cis-regulatory region sequence-specific DNA binding; DNA-binding transcription activator activity, RNA polymerase II-specific. Gene Ontology annotation, biological process: central nervous system development; regulation of transcription by RNA polymerase II. NCBI's taxonomy places the organism in Eukaryota, Metazoa, Arthropoda, Insecta, Diptera, Diopsidae. The transcript is spliced from 15 exons.
UAAUUUGUUUAUAAUUUGUGAUAUUAUAAAAUUGUUUCGCUUAGUGUCAAUUGUAAAAUGCGAUAAAAUUUGAAAAUUAGCUUAUAAAUAAAUUACUUUAUAAACAAAUUGAUAUCAGCAAGAUAUUGAAUAGGUUUUCAUGGCGAAAGACAAGUGGAGCAAACUGGAAACAGAGGAACUAAUUUCAAUUUACCGAAAUUAUCCACUUUUGUACAAUAUAAAACAUGAAGACUAUAUAAAACCUUCUAAAAAAGAGGCUGCGCUGAACGAAAUAGUCAGUCAAAUAAAAUGGAUUAAACCUGACGCGACAUGCGAAGUGAUUAAAAAAAAAAUUAAAACAUUAAAAGAUCAAUAUGGUGUAGAGCAGCGAAACAUUUUAAAAAAAAGUGGUAUGAGUACAGCAGCUUUAUAUACACCCAAAUUAUGGUGUUUUAAACAGCUAAGCUUUCUGUCUCAUUCAAGUGAUGAAUCCGUGUGUAGAAGUAAUAUAAACGUGAACAUCGGUAAUGAGAACAUAGAAAUAAUCCAACCGUCCAUUUCAGCAGGCCAGUUGUCCAAUUUAGCUGAAAUACAAAAGCCAAAGAAGAAGAAAAAUAAAUUGGACACAUUUUUGAACCAAGCCGCGCAAUCAUGUCAGCUUGUGCAUGACUUAAAAACAAGUGUGGAGAAAACAGCGGCCUCAAAGUCAGCAUCUUUCUGUAAAUAUAUGCAGACUGAAUUAGAUAAACUGGAUGAAACAUUUGAUGAAGCGCAGGAUGAUAUCAUAGCUAUCCUUCAACGGUAUAAGCUUAAAUAUACCAGUAGCAGACUCAACGAUAUGAUGAAAAAGCAAACAGUCUGUGCGACGUGUAAUAAAGAAUUCGAUUCAGUUAAUGCUUUAAGUUCUCACAUACUUGAAAUGCAUAAGGAUCAUUCGGAAACUUAUCACAAUGCUAACACUGCUCCAAAAUUAGAAUUAAAUACUUCCGAUUUAUCACCAACAAAUAUUUACAGUAUUGAUGACUCCAGAGAAAAUUCAAUUAAAAAUAUUACUUCAGAUGACGACAAUAGUUUACUGUCAGUAAAAUAUGAAGAUCAUUCGCCGUUGGAAACAGAUGUAAUUGAAAAUAGAUAUAUAGCAGAUGAAGGACAUAAUGAGAAGCACACUAUAUUAAAAAAUAAAAAAAUAAAGGUGGAAACAGAAGCUACUAAUGAUCUGACAUCCAUCGAAGAUGGUGUUAGCACACAACAAUUUAUAAAAAAGGAAAUAAUGGAUACAAAUACUGAACAACUAUUAUUAGAAAAUGAAAUGUACACUGUUACGACAUUAGAAAAUGAGUGUACAAAGAUGGAAACAAAGACUACACCAGAGAAUCUAUUUGAAAAGGUUGGAGGCGAUAAAGAUUUGUUCGAAAAUGUUGUUGCUGCGCAAGAAUUUAUAAAAGAUGAAGGACCUGAAACAAGCACAGAGCACUUCUUAUUAGAAAACGAAAUGUACACUGUUAUAACGAUAGAAAAUGAGACUAUUAAAAUGCAACCAGACACUACUCGUUCUGAAAGUCCAUGUAGUACGAUUAUUGAUGAUCGAAAUUCGUUUGAAGAUGGAAUACCAAAAACAAAAAUAAAUUCCAAACAAUUUUUAACAAAAAACAAAGAGAACACUGUUAUUAAAAAGAAUAAUGGAAGUAUAGGCAGAAAAGCACAAGCUACUGCUCCUAAAACUGAUGAAAACGUUUUUACAUGCACUAAAUGUGAUCAAAGUUUUACAAUCAAGGAAUCUCUUGAUCAUCAUAUGAGACAACAUACUGGAGAAAAAAGUUUCACUUGUACAGACUGUAACCAAUGUUUCACUCGUAAGCAAGGACUCGACAUUCAUAUAAGGCGACAUAAUGGGGUUAAGCCCUACAAUUGCAGUGAAUGUGAUAAAAGUUUUGCUAUUAAGAGAGAACUCAAUCAGCAUAUGAGGCGUCAUACUGGUGAGAAACCCUACAUAUGCACUGAAUGUGAUAAAUGUUUUGCUGUUAAGCAUGCACUUAUUCGUCAUAUGAAGAAACAUACUGGUGAAAAACCACACAUAUGUUCUGAAUGUAAUAAAACCUUUACUCGUAAACAAGAACUCGAUAUUCACAUGAGGCGACAUACUGGUGAAAAACCCUUUUCAUGCACGGAAUGUAAUAAAAAUUUUGCGGUUAAGCAAGCACUUACUCGUCAUAUGAAGCGACAUACUGGUGAAAAACCCUACACGUGCACUGAAUGUAAUCGAUGUUUUUCUAUUAAGGAAUCACUCAAAAGUCAUAUGAGGCUGCAUACUGGUGAAAAACCUUACUCAUGCACAGAUUGUAAUAAAACUUUUACUGCUAAGCAGGCACUCCAUUAUCAUACAAUGCGCAAUACUUGUGAAAAAUCAUAUACAUGCUCUGAAACGGAAUAAAUAUAUUAUUACCAAGGAGUCACCCAAUCACAUAUGCAAUGCCUUAUUGUUAAAAACCUCUUAUGCAAUAAAAUUUCAGUGUACAUAACGUACCUCAAACGGUGAUGCAAACUGAAAUCAGAAUGAGAGGUGAUAAAUGAGCUUAGCUAACAUUCGACAAUGCGUUUGCUAGUAAAGGAAAUUAAUAUUAUAUUAUGAUUCCAAGAACGGUCGGAUCUACGCCCUGGAAUUACUCGUCGAGUUCAACGACCAUGUGCCACACCUAAAAGGUAUUACAUAAGCAAAUUAGUGCGGGUUACAACAAUAUUAUUAUAAUAUAAUAAUAAUAAUGUUUAGUUGUGUGUAAUCAGUAUUUUGUUCACAAGCAAAUGGUCAGUGCUCAUCUGUGGUGACAUAUAUGAAAAACCUCUACUAAAUGUAAUAACUGUGCUGUGCUGUUCAGCCGACAUUUAAUCUCUAUCUGAAGAGAUAAAAAACUACCGAUUCCAAGAACGGCUGGGGUACAUACUCAAGUCACUCGGAGCCACUCGUCAAUCUCGAAAACCAAGUGCCGUUUAACACCCAGAAAGGAAUGCAAGCGGGUUUCCACAACAACAAAAAGGUACUUGUUUGCAACGAUUGCGGAAGAUAUGCGUCCUUUUGAUGAUGAUCACUAUGAGAAAAGAUUUGAAACCUUAAAGUUAUAAAUAUGUUAGCAAUUGUACCUAUUUUAAUUAUUUGAUA